UAAAAAUUCAACCCAUUCUCUACAGUGGCUCAAUCAACCCGAGAAUCCAAAAAUUCCCGCCAGUGGAGAAGAAGGUAAAGCCUCUUAUUUCAAAGAGGAACAAAGUCAAACACGCAGAGAGCAAAAAUGAAGAAGAAAGCAGGUCGCAAAUCGCCGUUGCCAGUUUCACCUGCUUCUCCAACUCCACAAUCGAUCAUUCUCGAGAACAGAAACAGUAACAAGAAACCACCAACUGCUUCAGUCUUCAGAACUCAGCCUCAAAAUUCCUUAGCCUCCAUCUCCGAUCUCAAGGAUAUGGCGUCUUCUCGCUUUCACUAUCUCAAGUCCGACCUCAUCGAUCACUCUCACUCUCAGAUUCUCAACGAUCUCGAAUCUUUUCAGUCUCGUCUCCACAAACGCUUCAAGAUCCAGUCACAGACAUGCCAACAGGUGAUGGAUGAAGCCGAUAAGGAUUUUAAAAAGAUGUCUAAAGAUAUCAAUGAAAGCUGCGAAGCAAUGAAGGAAUCUUAUGAAGAGCUCAUGACAGAUGCACAAGCCACUACAUCCCGUGUGUGCAAAACCUCCAUUCCUGAACUUACAAAAUCAUACGAGAAAGCAAUUGGUAUUCUCCAAAGCCGUUAUGGGAUCCCGUCAGCUUAACCAUUCAAUGAGAAAUUCUUUUGAUCUCUACUAUGCUCCAACUACUUGCCUGAGGCUUUAUUUUUGUUAAUGGUGGCAAUCCUUGACUCGAUUAACAACACUGGUGAGGGUGACUAAGAAAAAGAAGAUAUCAUUCAUGGAUUUGUUGGUUUUAGUUGUGUAAAUUGAUUCGAUUUAUACAUGUUUCUUAAUAUCUUUGUUAUGGACAGCAGUUUCCAGUGCCCAUGUAGCUUUUUUUACGAUUAUGUGGGAUCCCCGUAUCAUAAGAGCACUCGCA
Hevea brasiliensis (rubber tree) is the source of this 916-nucleotide messenger RNA. RefSeq lists its product as uncharacterized. Lineage: Eukaryota; Viridiplantae; Streptophyta; Magnoliopsida; Malpighiales; Euphorbiaceae. Bases 127 to 639 code for a protein of 170 amino acids. The transcript is spliced from 5 exons. The record is from RefSeq and is a predicted model, not a curated record.